This is a messenger RNA of Ananas comosus (pineapple), 1894 nucleotides long. RefSeq names its product flavonoid 3'-monooxygenase-like. The record is from RefSeq and is a predicted model, not a curated record. Bases 81 to 1625 code for a protein of 514 amino acids. The transcript is spliced from 4 exons. Gene Ontology annotation, molecular function: heme binding; oxidoreductase activity, acting on paired donors, with incorporation or reduction of molecular oxygen; iron ion binding. Lineage: Eukaryota; Viridiplantae; Streptophyta; Magnoliopsida; Poales; Bromeliaceae.
AUUAAGCUAUUUCAUUAUAAAUUGUCAAUGAAUGCAUUUAAAUAUAUCUCUCAUAAUUUCUCACCUAUUGAGUAGUAACCAUGGCUCCUCUACUCUUCUUCACUCUCUUGCUCUCCUCUAUACUAUGCUAUUUAUUUUUUUCCUCUAAAAAGAGAAGUCGCGGGCUUCGUCUUCCGCCGGGCCCAAAGGGCUGGCCGAUUUUGGGCAACUUGCCGCAGCUCGGCCCAAAACCCCACCACACUCUCCAUGCCCUCUCGAAGGCCCACGGCCCGCUCUUUCACCUCCGAUUCGGCUUUGUCGAUGUCGUCGUUGCAUCCUCCGCCGCCGUCGCCGCCCAGUUCCUCAAAGUCCAUGAUGCCAACUUCUCCAACCGGCCCCCCAACUCCAGCGCCGAGCAUACCACCUACAACUAUCAGGACCUUGUCUUUGGCCCCUACGGCCCGCGGUGGCGUGCGCUCCGCAAGCUCUGCGCCCUCCAUCUCUUCUCUACAAAGGCCCUCGAGGACCUCCGGCCGAUCAGGGCCCACGAGGUAAACCUCAUGGUCCGGUUCCUCGCCAAAGGCGGCGGCGGCGGCCCGACGCCGAUCAAUCUUGGCGAGACGGUGAACAUGUGCGUGACGAACGCGUUGGCGCGGGCGCUGGUGGGGCGGCCGGUGUUCGAGGAGCGGGCGGAGGCGAGGGAGUUCAAAGAGAUGGUGGCGGAGCUGCUGCGGCUCGGGGGUGUGUUCAACAUCGCCGACUUCGUGCCGGGGAUCCGGUGGAUGGACCCGCAGGGGGUGGAGAGGAAGAUAAAGCGGGUGCACAGAAGGUACGACGAGUUUCUCAACCGGCUCAUCACGGAGCGGCGGCGCGAGGAGGAGGCUACAAGGGGCAGGGAUUUUCUCGGCGUGCUGCUGAGCUUGACAGAUCAGGAGCCGGCAGAAGGACAGGAGGAGGGGAGGAUUACAGAAACGAAUGUCAAAGCGUUGCUUCUCAACUUGUUCACAGCGGGAACCGACACCUCAUCGACCACAAUUGAAUGGGCCGUGGCGGAGCUAAUCCGCCACCCGGAAAUCCUCAAACAGGCCCAGCUCGAGCUGGACUCAGUCGUCGGCCCGGCCCGGCUCGUGUCGGAGUCCGACCUCCCGAACCUCCCCACACUGCAGGCCAUCGUCAAAGAGACAUUGCGGCUCCACCCGUCGACGCCGCUUUCCCUUCCCCAGAUGGCCGCCGAGGGGUGCGAGAUCAACGGCUACUACAUUCCUAAGAAGGCCACACUCCUCGUGAACAUCUGGGCCAUCGGUCGGGACCCAUCUGUAUGGCCCGAUCCACUCAAAUUCAGCCCGGCCCGAUUUCUCCCGGGCGGUUCGAACGAAAAUGUGGACCUCAAGGGGAGUGACUUUGAGCUCAUUCCGUUCGGGGCCGGACGAAGGAUAUGUGUGGGUUUAAGUUUGGGCCUGCGUAUGGUCCAGUUCGUGACGGCCACGCUCGUACAUGCCUUUGAUUGGACUCUACCGGAUGGGCAACCGCCGGAGAAGUUGGAUAUGGAAGAAGCCUACAGGCUUGCACUGCACCGCACCGUGCCCUUAUCGGUGCACCCCGUGCCGCGACUCCUGCCAGAAGCAUAUGAAUCUAUUGAGAAAUAAUCAGGGAUUUAGAAAUCAUUCCGUGGCUCCUACAUGUUCAAGUGUCAAAGAGUUUUAUAUUUAGUGUCAAAGAGAUUAUGUAUAACUAGAUUACUGUACUAUCAAUAGUACUAAGUUAUUGAUGCUAUUAUAUUUGUAACUCUUGAAUGAAGGGCUGUGCGGUUAGAAUGAUAGUGAUUCCUUAGGGUUGAAUAGGUGGUUGCUUGAAUUGUAUGAUCUAACAUGUGGAAAUGGUUAAAGGAGUAGAUUCAGCAAAGAAAACUCGAUAA